AUGGCGGAAGAGUACGAGCAGAGUGGCGCGUCUGAGCUGAUCAGAGACCGUCUGUACUUCGCUACUCUUCUUGUGAAACCCAAGAACACGAGCAGGACUCACUACUUCAGUACAGACGAAGAGUUUGUCUAUGAAAGUUUCUAUGGCGACUUCGGUCCCCUGAACCUAGCCAUGCUGUACAGGUACUGCUGCAAGCUAACACAGAAGCUCAAGUGCCACUCGACGGCAAAGAAGACCCUGGUCCACUACACGGGCUGUGAGCAGAGGAAGAGGGCCAACGCCGCCGUGUUGAUCGGUGCCUACGCUGUGAUCUAUCUGAAGAGGAGUCCAGAGGAGGUUUACAGAAGUCUGACAUCCAACAGCCAACCCUACCUCCCCUUCAGGGAUGCAGCGUUAGGAGAGCAGCGUUACAACUUGACCAUUCUAGACUGUCUGAAAGGAUACAGCAAGGCGCUGCAGUUCGGCUUCCUUGACUUUGACCACUUUGAUGUGGAGGAAUACGAACAUUAUGAGCGUGUGGAGAACGGAGACCUGAACUGGAUCCUCCCGGGGAAGAUCUUGGCCUUCAGCGGACCGCACCCCCGCAGCAAGAUAGAGAACGGCUACCCGCUGCACGCCCCGGAGGCCUACCUGCAGUACUUCCGGCGGCACCGUGUGACCGAUGUGGUGCGCCUCAACAGGAAGCUCUACGACGGCCGGCGCUUCGAGGAGGCGGGGCUUCAGCACCACGACCUCUACUUUCUGGAUGGGACCACGCCCUCUGACAUCAUCACCAGGCGCUUCCUGCACAUCUGCGAGUCGGCGGAGGGAGCGGUCGCUGUGCACUGCAAGGCCGGCCUGGGCCGUACGGGCACUCUGAUUGGCUGCUACCUGAUGAAGCACUACCGCUUCACGGCGGGGGAAACCCUGGGCUGGAUCCGGACCUGCAGGCCCGGCUCAGUGAUCGGCCCGCAGCAGAGCUACCUGGAGGAGAAGCAGAGCAGCAUGUGGGUUCAGGGCGACGUCCAUCACUCCAAGCAGAAGGCUCUCCAACAGCGACUCCAUCGUCGACGGCAACUACAACUACAACCACAGAGCCCCGCCCCCUCUCCCUCCAGUCAGGAGGUUGUGUCCCGCCUCCUCUCCAGCAUGGACCACCUUUCAGUCAAACCCACCCUCUGCAAGUCCUACUCCCUGGACGAGGAUGAGUGCAGGGAGGCGGGUCGAACUCAGGGAGACAGACUGAGAGCACUGAAGAGCCAGCGCACAGCAAGGUCAAUCUUCUCCCCCCCCGCCCACGUGGACCAGAGUUUCGGCGGCUGA
Gadus chalcogrammus (walleye pollock) is the source of this 1302-nucleotide messenger RNA. RefSeq names its product cell division cycle 14Aa (gene cdc14aa). Gene Ontology annotation, cellular component: centrosome; spindle pole; nucleolus. Gene Ontology annotation, molecular function: protein serine/threonine phosphatase activity; protein tyrosine/serine/threonine phosphatase activity. The record is from RefSeq and is a predicted model, not a curated record. Bases 1 to 1302 code for a protein of 433 amino acids. Gene Ontology annotation, biological process: protein dephosphorylation; microtubule cytoskeleton organization; regulation of exit from mitosis. The transcript is spliced from 14 exons. NCBI's taxonomy places the organism in Eukaryota, Metazoa, Chordata, Actinopteri, Gadiformes, Gadidae.